AUGCCUUUCGCGACAGAACUCACAAAGCGCCUGGGCAUCAGAGUGCCCGUCGUGCAAGGCGGCAUGAUGCACGUUGGCACCGCCGACCUCGCCUCGGCCGUUUCCAACGCAGGCGGCCUGGGCCUCAUCACCGCCCUCAUCUUCCCGACCCCCGAGGAACUUCGCAAAGAGAUCCAGCGCUGUCGCACCCUCACCAAGAACCCCUUCGGCGUCAACAUCACCCUCCUCCCGUCCAUGGUCCCUCCCAACUACGCCGCUUUCGCCCAGACCAUCAUUGACGAGGGUAUCAAGGUCGUUGAGACGGCCGGUAACUCACCUGGACCCGUCAUCACGCAGCUCAAGAAGGCCGGAAUCAUCGUUCUUCACAAGUGCACCACAAUUCGCCACGCGCAGAGCGCCGUUAAGCUCGGCGUCGACUUCCUCAGCAUAGACGGCUUCGAGUGCGCUGGUCACGUUGGAGAGAGCGACAUUACCAACUUCAUUCUUCUCAGCAAAGCGCGCCAAACCCUGGGUGUGCCCUUCAUCGCCAGCGGUGGCUUCGCAGACGGUUAUGGACUCGCCGCCGCGCUGUGCCUCGGCGCUUGCGGUAUCAACAUGGGAACGCGCUUCAUGUGCACCGUCGAGGCGCCUGUGCACAUCAAGGUCAAGGAGGAGAUUGUUCGCGCCCAGGAAACCGACACGACACUUCUUCUUCGACGAUGGACAAACACCACUCGGUUGUACAAGAACAAGGUUGCGAUGGACGCGCUUGAGAUUGAAAAGAAGAGCGAGUCGGGUGAAUUCGCAGAGGUCGCGCCGUAUAUGAGCGGUAAGCGAGGAAAGGAAGUGUUUAUCACUGGAGAUGUCGAUUUUGGCGUUUGGACAACAGGACAAGUUAUGGGUCUGAUCAAUGAUAUUCCCACAUGUGAUGUGCUCGUUAGUAGAAUUGAGAAGGAGGCUGAGACAGCCUUGAAAGAGAGACUCGCACUGUUGGUGCCAGAGUCCAAGUUAUAG
This is a messenger RNA of Fusarium pseudograminearum CS3096, 993 nucleotides long. RefSeq lists its product as uncharacterized. The record is from RefSeq and is a predicted model, not a curated record. Gene Ontology annotation, molecular function: nitronate monooxygenase activity. NCBI's taxonomy places the organism in Eukaryota, Fungi, Ascomycota, Sordariomycetes, Hypocreales, Nectriaceae. The transcript is spliced from 3 exons. Bases 1 to 993 code for a protein of 330 amino acids.